Molecule: messenger RNA, 1144 nt
Organism: Vitis vinifera (wine grape)
Lineage: Eukaryota; Viridiplantae; Streptophyta; Magnoliopsida; Vitales; Vitaceae
Product: senescence associated gene 20
Exons: 1
Coding region: 96-575 (159 amino acids)
Source: RefSeq, a predicted model, not a curated record
AAUUGCUCAUACACCAUGCACACCGAUCCUGACUGGUUCACAACAGAACUUAAGCUUCCUUGCUUGCUCCAUUCAUUUUCAAAAAAAAAAAAAAAAUGGCAGGCAAUGAUAUUGAGUAUUCUUCCAUGUCUAUGGAGGUAGAAAGCCAAGACAAGGCCAAUGUCAUUGAACUCUACAAUGCAUUGGCCAAUGGCGACACUCAAAUUGUGGCCGGGCUUCUAGCCAGUGACCUUGAAUGGUGGUUCCAUGGCCCUCCACUAUGCCAACACAUGAUGCGGGUGCUCACUGGGGAGUCGGUCCACACGGAGUUCAAGUUCGAGCCUCGGAGCAUCACUGCCAUUGACGGCUGUGUGAUUGCUGAAGGCUGGGAAGGAGCACAAGCAUACUGGGUUCAUGUGUGGACUCUAAAAAAUGGCCUGAUUACCCAGUUUCGGGAGUAUUUCAACACAUGGCUCACUGUGAGGGAUCUGAGACCUGCGGAGUGGGAGGUCCGGCACGAGAGCCCCACGCUGUGGCAGAGCCAGCCUCGGGACCUUGCCAAACGCUCGCUGCCAGGCCUUCUGCUUGCCAUCUAGAUUGAUGGAACAUUACAUGAAAUAGACCUGCAUGCGAAAGUUGAGGAAGCUGAAACUAUGAUCCAUCAAUCAAAAUGUAAAAUAUUCAUUGUAUUUUGUUGCACGUGGGCUAUCAAAAUUUGAAAUAAAAAAAAAUUAGAAAGGGGUUGUUUUAUAAUGAUUUCUUUGAAAUGGCCUACCGGAGAUAUGGCUGUUUCUGAGAUCACACCAAACACUCUGGUCCAUAUUACACACAAAGCUUGUGUCCUUUUCCAUCCAGCUGCUCUACGCGUGCACACGUCUCUGGCUCUACCUGCUUACACUGGCAGUGAGGGCCAUGUACCUGCAGAGACUCUAGCAAGUAGAGAAAGCAAUGGCAUCUUGGAUAAUGCAGGCAUGGAAUAACCAAUGGAAGGGAAAGGUUCAAAGUUCUACCUGAUGUCAUUAAUGGGUGCUGGUGAGAAUCCUAAGUUCCUAACCCCUGUCAGCCUAAAAGGAAGAAUUAGCAAGGAAAUAGAGUUGUCCCAUAAAACAAAAUCUUAACAAUGGAUCAGGGUAUCACUUCCCUAUAAACUAAUUUGUUAUUAGCA